Amoebophrya sp. A25 is the source of this 3836-nucleotide messenger RNA. The record is from the annotation of a GenBank genome assembly. NCBI's taxonomy places the organism in Eukaryota, Dinophyceae, Syndiniales, Amoebophryaceae.
GCAGCUGCAGCAAGUCUACUUAGUUAUACAGAAGUGAAGAGUGCCCCCUAGUUACGUAAAACCAUUAAUGCAAUCGACUGGAAGGACCAAUCCGAACAUGGCCUCUUCAUAUCUAAAGAACACGACAUGAACUCAACAUCUCUGAAGGACACAAGCAGAGGAGCAAGGGGAGUGCGUCUUGGAACGACGGAACCCUAAGAAAGAUGUCUGACCACCCGAAUGCGACCUCCACUUCUGGGACUUCCUCAUCUAGCAGGAACUUUUUUCGGCGCUUAGUUCCAUCGACGAGGCCGUUUUUUCUACGACGUAGCAGGGCAGCAGGAGGCAGCCUCUGUCAUCAAGGAUCAGCAAGUACAAGUAUCUCAAGCAGAGCAAACAUGGGUAACGCAGAAUCUUCUCCUGAUGCGAUCGUCGCUGUAGCCGGUGCAGAGACGAGUGAUGACAUAAUGCGGCAACAGAGACCAACAUCUUCUAGUACGGCGGAAAGCACUAGCAGUCGACCGAUGGGUAAUCGAAAUCCUGCGAUACUGACGACAACCCGGCAGAAUCUGCCAAUCGUCAGGGCUGAGGGUGGUGCUGCGCCGACUGCGACAAGUACCAGCAGUAGACCUAACCAGACCGGUUCUUUGUCAAGUACGACAGGUAGGAGGACACACACUGACACACCAGCAUCCUCAUCAAGUGGUGUCACUAAUUCAAGUAGGCUGAAUGCUGCAGCUGCAUCAAGUGGCACCAGUGCACUGGCUACAGCUGCGUCUUCCUCCACUUCCUCAAGAAGGAUUACGAGAGCUAGUGCCGAACUAAAUGCUCCUGCAACUAGCACAACGAAUGCUGUCUCAUCGGCUAGAUCUGCUUAUUCGGCCAACAGCGGCGCUAGUUCUAGCAGUCGUGCACGAGGUACGUCUAACGGGAAUGUCGUCUACAACAGUGCUGCUAGUUCUAAUGCGACAACUAAUCGACGCUCGGCUCCAACAGGUGGUGCAACGCAUUCCUCUUCAUCGAGUAGCAACGUGGCUGCCUCAUCACGCAAUCAAAAUGAGACGUCUACCUCGACUGCAAGACCAUCUCAAAGCAAUGUUGACGCACCAUCAGCUUCCCAACACUCCUCGUUGCGCUAUCGUGCGAGUGCGGGACGUACAGAAGCGAUGCCUGGCGCGGUCAGCGAGUCUCCGACAUCACCGAGAGAAGGAGCUGAUUAUGUGUGUGAUUUUUUCUUCCGCUUGGUUGUUGUGGUAAGUACCUACUUGUGCAUUAAUGCGUGAUUGUGGUGAGUACUUACCUAUUUCAAAAAGAACAGUACGGAAUUGAAAGACCAUUACAAAGUGAAAGAUAGAUGCUCCACGUGAGUAUUCAGAGAUGACUGGUUUUCAUAGGCUCUAAGACCUUGGCGCAGAGCAAGUACAAUUCUACGACGCCGAUCUGCCUGACCUGCGCACUGCUGAGCAAAUUGCAAGAGCCAGAUUGGAAACCCUGCCAGACACCCCUAGAUGUAUGAACGGUAGUAUUCAACACGAACUCCCCUUUCACUUUCUAAAGCAUCGAUAGCCCUUUUCGUUUCUAGUGGUGCCAUCAGAUGUAAAGCCGAGUGACCUUCUGCUCUUCGAGCACAGGAAGAACGAGCCCACCUCGCGCAUAGUUUAUAAUAUUUCGCCUUCCUUAUUUAGGUCUAUAAGCACAGGAAGAACGAGCCCACGACCUCACACCAGCUGUAAAUUACGAUCUCUUUCACGGUUAGGUCUACUCUCACCAUUCCCAAAACCAAUUGUCCCCGCUCAAGAGUUUUUACGAUGGUACGCGGCCACCUCCCGCAGCAAACGUCUUCGACUUGUUGGACGGCGCCGCACGUGCUGUCAGAGACGGCCUCGCCACCAUACUCUCAGGGGACGACUCACCACAACGAGAUAACCAAAACACCCUUGGACCAGUGCCGUAUUGUCCCUCUGUCUACAACGCCAAUAAUUACCGGACAACAAGUUCCGGAUCAACGGCUGGCUGCGCUAGUGGAUUUGGUCUCAGUGCUUUGGGUAGUCUUGCUGGAGGUAGUAGUUCUUCAGGUGGUCAUGCGAAUAGCUCAUCAAGCACAACGAGCUAUGUCUUCAAUAAAAGUGGCGCGUCUGCAGCUUCCUCUGCCAGGAAUAAACUUUUAAGAUGAAGCAUUUUUUUUUUCGUAUUUAAAUCCCGUUCUAUCUUCUCUUUACAUCAAUAAUUAAGCUCAAAGCCGCUCAGGCGUCAAAAGAUACCUCCAGAACAGGGAAAUGAAUGAAUGAAUGAAUGAAUGAAUGAACGAAGGAAUAAUGUAGCAGUCCAGUGAGUUUAAGUACUCAAGAGUCUUCUACUCAAGAAAGCCAACUUCUUCAUUCUUCUAAGUCUACUCGAAAUCUACGCCGACCUCGAUGCAGAGGAGCCGCCACCUGUUUUAGAUGAACCAGAACUAAAUCAGGCGGAGCUGGACACCUUAAGUUGGAAAGAGCGAUCUGCCAUAGCUGAAAGCCGGUCAGCAGCAUUGGCCAAAAGAUGCGCCUGGCUCGAGGCGCGCAGGUUGCGGACAGAGGAAUUCUUGAGACAAUUAUGGGAAAAUGUUUAUAAGCUACUUACAGACAUGGAGGGAUGUUGUCUUAUAAGAAGUAGACAACGGUGUGAAAAAAAUUACUUAGAGGGAUGUCUUAAGAAGUAGGAAAUGCAUGGUGAGUGUGGGAAAGUGACAUCAACAUCGACUCUUACUUGAAGACAAGGCCACUCACAAUACGCUAUCCUCUAACCUCGCAACAGCAGACCUACAGGCGGAUGUCGGCACUAGACCAACACGAAUAUCAGACACAAAUCGAGACCCUCAAAGCCAUCAAGGAAGAGCUCUUCGCUCACACAAAAGCCGUGGAAGCCGAAAAACAAGAGCUGCAGGUGAAAUAGAAAUUUAAGCUAACGAUAGUGGUCUUGAUCUUUGGUAUAGAACAAGAUGGAGCGAGUGAAUGUUUCUUGAUCAUCAUUCACAUUCAGAUACUGAUAAAAAUUUUAUCGACAACCUCAGGAUUCUAUAUCCUCCGACCGAACGUGCUGCACAUGCCUGGAUAAGCCCAGUUCAGUUGUCUUCUACCCUUGCUGCCAUCUCGUUUGCUGUCCUUCUUUUAUGGGUUUUGGAAUUCUUGCAGUCUCUUUAGAUCUUCCUGGGGUCCUUCUUUUAUGGGUUUUGGAAUUCUUGCAGUCUCUUUAGAUCUUCCUGGGGUUUUAGUGAUCCCCUUUAGAUCUUCAAAAAAACUACAUCCAGAAAAACUACCUCAGAAGAGUGGGAAUGAAAGCCUUCUGCAGGAAGAUGCAUUGCUCUGUCUAACACCCGCUCGCAACGUCUCGACCACUGCCCUGUUUGCCGCAGAGUAAUCCACCAAAAACUUCCGGUUUACAUUGCAUGAAGAAGCUGGAGGUACCAGGUGACAUUGCAUGAAGGAUGUACCUUCUAUUGCACAUGUAGUAAGAGCGUUCCAUGCGUCUAGAGGAUCCGCUUCAAACGGUCUGGGUGGAGGGUCUGUCGCUGUGAGUGGCAGAUCCAAUGUCUCUCAUCCUACUUGGGGACUAUGAAUAAAUCAUGAUCACAAGAACACCGCGCCAAGUUAUUGACUCCCGGUCGAUACUGCAACGCGUGGCGGUCUACACUUCGCAACAACAUCUACUAUGUUCGUGGCCUAUCAUCUCCGUUGCAAUAUUGGAGUUGACGGAUGUUAUCAGUCGUGGUCGGACAAAAUAUACGCCUUGCGCGACACCUGCGCAGUUCUCGCUAAGAAAUUUUUUCAGUGAUGCAACCUUUUUUGAAUAUGAUAAGCCCUUGCACAGUGCGUUGCUGCUAC